ACGGACACGGUGACAAGCACAUAUUGAAGCUCUCGGACUCUGAUGGUCACUAGUUUAAUCUCUGCCUGCUUCAUGCAUAUGAUUGGCCUAAACUGAAGGAACUAAUAUAUAGUAGCUGGGAAACUAAUCAGUAUAUGAGAAAGUUUUCCCAGAGACACAGUGUAGAGUCAAUCAAGGACUUUUUAUAGGUUUUCGGAUAUUGAACUUAAAAUGGAGACAAUCCAUCACAUGUUAUGGAACAUGUCUUCUAAAAGAAAAAACACUCCCAUCAAACUCAGUAAAGACGAGAUGUCUAUCGAACAACAAGUAAUGGCGGAGAAGCUCCAUCAGGUGGCAGCACUGGCUGCAAGUGAAAAUGAGGCUCAGAGCCCACAGUACGAGGAGUCCUCGUAUGACAACACAGAACCAAUGAACAAGAAACAAAAACUGUUUGAAGAUUCUGAUGCUAUAAUGAACAAUAACAAUCUCAAAAUGAACGGGCGUAAAUCAAUGGACACGAUUCUACAGAGACUAAGCUCCAAAGCUAGUAGUGACAAUAGCUCUAGAAAUGAAUCGCCUUCUCCCGACAGAAUCUCGGAAACUGUACAGAAGGUUCUAGAAGACAAUACUACUGCUCAAGAUAAAGAAAAACACUUAGAUGAUAUGAUCGUUCAACUCCAGAGUCUAAAAGAAAAACUAUCUACAGAAAAAAACCAGAAUUUGAAUGCAGACAGAAGAUCACCAAGUUGUAGUCCAGACUUGACUAACCAGUCCCGUAGCUCUGCAAAUUCACCCCUUGCCACUCCAUGCUCUACCUCACCAUGUCACUCCCCGCAAUUGCACAUGUCACCACAUACAGCAGCGCCACCUAAUGUCAACUUGUGGAACAACUCAGGGUUACCCAUAAUGCACCAGCAUCACCAGCAGACGGAUGAUGACCAACCGCUCAAUCUCACUAAGCCAAAGUCCAGUAGUGUGGGUAGUCAGCGAGCUGCGUCACAGAUCAUCCAACGCUCACCAGAGACUGAGAACCCACGGGAAAUUGGACAAGAGAAGGCGUUGGCUGCACCCCCUCCAGCUCACAGCAACAGCACCUGGAAGAAGCAGUCUCCAUUGGCAUCACCCCAUGAGAUGGCACGUCAACCUUUCGGAAUUGUUCCACCGUUUUCACCUUACUCAGGAAUGUCACGCGCCACCCCUGCGAUGUCUGUCAAUAACAUGAUGGCCCAUCACAGAAGCCUCUCCCCCAAGCACUCUCCCCCACCCCCCAGUCGACAGGAAACCAAGUCUGGCUUAGAUAAAUUACACGAGAAACUUGUACAAGAGACUAUGGCUCGCCAAGCGGCAGUUAGCUCUGCAGGUGGCGCACUCUUUUAUCCUGGUUUACCACUCCCCAUGUAUGCCAACACCCCAACGAUGGUCCCACAUGGGAUGGGAAUGCCAAUGAUGAGGCCAGAGAAAUCGCAAAUGGAGAUGCCCAAAGAGGAAAGUCAAGAUGGCGGCUACGUGCAACACUUGCAAAGUAGGUUGAUGGAGGAAUCGGCUGGGGAUACAAGUAAAAUGUUUGGUGCUAAGAUUAUUAGGUCCCAGAAAGAAAAGAAUGACCCGAACAAACCUCAUGUGAAGCGACCAAUGAAUGCCUUCAUGGUUUGGGCACGGGAAGAGAGACGCAAGAUUCUCAAGGCCUGCCCCGAUAUGCAUAACUCUAACAUUAGUAAAAUUUUAGGGUCCAUGUGGAGACAAAUGACUGAUGAACAGAAGGCGCCUUUCUUCAAGGAGCAACAUCGAUUGAGUGAAAUACACAAAGAGAAAUGUGCUAAAUGGAAAGCAAUGUCAAAUGCGGAUAAACAGCCAUUCUACGAGGAACAGUCACGGUUGAGUAAGAUCCACAUGGAGAAACACCCUGACUAUAGAUACAGACCUAGGCCAAAGCGCACCAUCUUUGUUAAUGGAAAGAAGAUGAAGCUCCCAGAAUACAAGGCUCUGAUGAAACAGACCCGUAACACUAAUCUGGGUUCUUUCUAUGGGCAGGAGUCACCCAGCUUUGCCCCUACCAGUAUGCCUAGCCAUUCAAAUGGAUCAUCUCCGCCAUCUUUAUUACCCAGCAUGCCAUCUACUUCCCCUAAUCAGUUUAUGGGAAUGGGAGAACCAUCACACCUUGCUGCCCAACACGCAGCAUUUCUCCAGCAACAACACCUUCAGCUUAGAAAUCUUAGACAUGAAGAGGACAUGGCUAAAAGCCGUCCCAAUGACGAUGAUGAGGAUGAUUUAAGUGACUCUAGUGCCGACAAUGUGUCUGAAAAUGUAUUCCCCGAGCCAACCAGAAUGGAGACUGCCUCCUAGAUCUCAAAAUGGCAGAUGUGUCACAUUGAAUACAUCAUUAACCCUUUUGGGCCAAACUUAUCUAUCUAAUCUGAAAUGAUUAAUGAGGGAUUCAUUAAAGUGGACUUGCAAGGGUUAAAAAAUCCUAGACUGAUAAAGUUCAUUAUUUACAUCUGCCAGCCAUCUAUAUUUAAGAAGACAAACCAACCAUGACGGAAACAUUCACUGAACUGUACAUAUAUAUAAUGUGUCUUAUGACUGCUUCCAGUCCAUAGGGGGCUGUAUAUUUAAGACUUGAACUGAGGGCAAAAUCAUGACAAGGUGCUUAUUUAAGUUUAAUGUAUACAAUAUGGCUUCCCUUGUUUGCACAACUUCAGUGUGAAGGCCAUUUGGUUUCCAUGACAACGAACAUAAAUUAUAUGGUAACCAUGACAACGAACAAACAACAGCUGACUGAAUAUGUGUCAAAAAACAAAAAAUUGUAGCUUCAAAAUGUGUAAUAAGCAAUAUUGACUGUAUGGAAGAUUUAGAUUUCUAGUUUGACAAACUCUACAUUUUUAACCCAUUGUGACUCCGUGAGACUCCCUUAUGGAUAGGGGACACCAAAGGGUAAAAUUGAUGUAGAGUAAAUGUACAUGUAUUUAGAUUUCAAGUGUUGUAGUAUGUUAUUAAACAUCUAUUUUAUACUGUACCCUGCUUCCUAAUAAGGUGGUGGCAAUUUAAUGUAAUCACACCAAACUUGUAUAUAAAACUAUAGCUUAACAUUGCAAUUGAUGAAUAGCAAUUCCACAUUGUUGUACAGAAAAGAAGUGGCUGCAAUUUUUUGUUUCUUGAAAAGUAUAAUGCAAUAAAUAUUUGUGUAAUAAUCAGUGUAAUAUUAUCUAUACAAGUGUUUGCCAUAUAUAGCCUUUUGGCUAUACAUGUUUAUCCAAAUAUGGGCAUCGGGUAUUAAAUAUGCCCAUUUAUGGAGCAUGUAAGAAAUCUCAUCGAAGGUGCUUUUAGUACAUAUAAGUAUAUGAAGUUAAGAAUUAUUGGUUUAAAAUGAGAGUUUAGAUUAUCCAGAUGAAAUAAAUUGAUUCUAAAAGAAGUGGAAAUUUUGUAAGUAAUUCAAACAAAAUAAAUGUAAAUAGAGCAACAAAUAGUGUAAUACACAAUGAAAAGUGUAACACACAAAUAACAGUGUAAUACAUAAGUGUAAUCUGCUGGGACUUAGUCAAUAUUGAACCAUGGAGAGAUGUGCAAUAUUUGGUCAAAUCACAAGCCAGGUAAAAUUCACUGCGGUCCUGUUCUUAUUCACUGUGGUCCUAUACUAUUCUUCGCAAAUGAUAUUCUAAUUUAAAGUACAUACGUAUAUCAUUUGAAGUAAAAAACCGAAAUUGACCAAUUCAAGUAAAUUGACUGGUCGAUACUUCAAGAAUAUUUUGUACAUGAAACCCCUUCUACCCUAUCCAACCUACACUGUUUUUGACUGAUAAUUUCUUGUUAGAAUAGAUGUUGGAUUUCGAUCCCAGCAUACCUUGAGUAGCAAGGAAUGUUGGGAAGGAUCAACCUUUAUUGCAUGUUUUUGAAGAAUGUAAUAUUGCUAAAAAUUUGCAAGAACAAUUGAAUAUAUUUUGAAAUGUUUUACAAAUAUUUUUAGUUAGGUCAAGGUGUCAUGACAACCUGUUAUUUUGUUAUUUGUUUGGCAUAAUAGCCAUUUAUAGGCAAACUUACAUUUUGUAUAGGCAAUCUUAUUGUACUAUUUUGUAUAGGCAAAUGUAUUGUACAAUUUUGUAGAGGCAAAUAUAUUGUACCAUUUUGCAUAGGUAAACUUACUGUACUAUAUUAGGUGGAAUGUUGAUUGACUAAAUGAAAUAAAACAGAGAAACAUGAAAUGUGGACAGGCCAGUGGAAAUUUCCAUUGAGGUCCACCUUUUGUGUUUUCCUGUUCCAAAUACUUGUAUAUUGUAAAUAGAAUAUUGAAAAUAGGACCAAUUUUUAUAAGUAUUUGUAGCAUAUGAAAAUGGUUACUUUAUGGGUGACUGAUAUAUAAGAGGGUAUAUGUUUAAUAUAAGUUACUGUGAAUAUGGAAUAUGAAAUGAGUGAUUUAUGAACAAAAAUGAAUUUGAAAUUGUAUAAAUUAAACUAUAAAAUUGAAUAUGUGUUGACUAACAAAUGAAAUCCAUUGCAUAAAUGUGCUCUAAAUUAUUUUCAGUUGUUUUUGAUAAUUGGUUGUUUGAGGAAUGCCAGAGUUUACCUUGCCUUGAGAUAAGUGUUCACAGUAUAAAAGAAAUUUGAGUUUUUUGGAAAAUAAGCAAUUUGUGUUAAGAAACAUUUUGUUUGUUUCCUUCAUAACAGUGUCAUAACAGAAUGCAAUAUUGAUAUGAUUUUAAAUUUUCUCAGGGUUUUAGUUAUCUGUACUUCCUAAUUUACAGUGUGGAAAUAUGAAUGCUUAGUCUCCAACUUUAAACAAAUCUCUUAAUCUUAGAAUAUCCAUAGAAUCAAGGAUACCAAGAAAACCUUACACAAUGAACAAUUUUCUUUACAGACAUGGUGUUAAGAGAUAUUUUCAGCUUGUUUUUUGUUUUUCAAAUGCUUAUCUGUUGUGUGACUUACUGACUUAUGGGACUAGGCUAACUUACAACCAAUAUAAAGUGUGUGACUAUAUACUGUAAAGAAUAUAUUAAGCUAAAAUGGUGCAAAGAAAUAUACGCCAUUCAUAAAUUGUUAAACUAACUUAUGAAGAUGUAAUAAUUUAAUAUUAUAUAAUAUAUAUAUAUAAAACUUGUUUUUGUAAAUCUAAAUGGAGGAAUGUUACUGCGAUGAUGAUAUCAUUGGAUUGAUAUUAUCAGAGUUAAUAUUUGCUCUAUUUUGAUUGGUUGCCCAAAUGUUAUGUUAAAUAGAGUUCGUAGAAGCUUAUACCUGUGGAUACAUAUCUUUAUGUAGGAAUAUUCAUAGAAAUCUAAGUUGAUAAUAAAAGGUUCUUAAAAAUA
This is a messenger RNA of Owenia fusiformis, 5273 nucleotides long. The record is from the annotation of a GenBank genome assembly. Lineage: Eukaryota; Metazoa; Annelida; Polychaeta; Sabellida; Oweniidae.